Molecule: messenger RNA, 393 nt
Organism: Funneliformis geosporum
Lineage: Eukaryota; Fungi; Glomeromycota; Glomeromycetes; Glomerales; Glomeraceae
Source: the annotation of a GenBank genome assembly
AUGAAAUCCUUAACAUUUUUAUUUAUUCUUAUUCAAUUUAUACUGGUUGAAUUAUUAAAUGCUCAAUCAAAUAUUCCUUCAGCAACAUCUUCGGGAAUUCAAACAAACACCCGACCAAGUCUGACAAGUGCGCCGAGUGUGUCGAAUAAAUUAAGUACACCAUUCCCAGUUUUCAGUGAACUACCGGCAAACAAUGAUAAUAAACGUGUAAUAAUCGGUUCAAUUGUUGGAGGAUUAAUUGGGACUUUUGGACUUAUUAUGGGUUCUUUAUUUAUAUGCGUUAAAUAUCAAAAGUCCGAAAAUAAUGAUAUGUCCCCAAAUGAAAUCAUAUUGCCAAUUCCUGGGUCUGAUGAAAGGGAAAAUGGAUUAUCACAAGUAAUCUCAACGCCAUGA